Molecule: messenger RNA, 6794 nt
Organism: Doryrhamphus excisus (bluestripe pipefish)
Lineage: Eukaryota; Metazoa; Chordata; Actinopteri; Syngnathiformes; Syngnathidae
Gene: klhl13
Product: kelch-like family member 13
Biological process (GO): protein ubiquitination; regulation of cytokinesis
Cellular component (GO): Cul3-RING ubiquitin ligase complex
Molecular function (GO): ubiquitin-protein transferase activity; cullin family protein binding
Source: RefSeq, a predicted model, not a curated record
AGCAGUCGCGGUGGAUGCAAUCCAUUGGCUUCUCGGCGCUGCUGCUAAUGUCACAGCCCUGUAUGUAGCCCGCACUGCCUCCACCCGUGUAUUUCUGUCGCCGCGGCCCGCUCUCCCUCCCCCUUAAAUGGUGUGGGCAGGAGUGGUAUGGAAGACUGCAUUGGGAAGCUUCGGUGGAAAUGGUCUUUGCUGUUGGUAUUGCUCUAGCACCAUUCUGGUGACAACAACAUGCCGUUGAAAUGGAAAAGCGGUUCUCCUGUCAGCUGGAAAUUCCCAGUGCCGGUCCUUAAGACAUCCCGGUCCUCGCCGCUUUCACCUGCCUACAUAUCCCUCGUAGAGGACGACGACGCUCACAUGAAAGUUGCUCUGGGCUACGGUGAUAUGGGCAUCUGUGCUCACCUGCAGGCAUCAAAGACUGGAAACACGCGUUUUUUCACAAGCAACACACACAGCUCAGUGGUUCUUCAGGGAUUCGACCAGCUGAGGAUAGAAGGAUUGCUAUGCGAUGUCACAUUGGUGGCUGGGGAUGGCGAUGAAGCUUUCCCUGUACACCGAGCCAUGAUGGCGUCCUCCUCCGACUAUUUUAAAGCCAUGUUCACAGGUGGAAUGAAAGAACAGGAUUUAAUGUGCAUCAAGCUCCACGGAGUUAACCGAAUAGGCUUGAAGAAGAUCAUCGACUUCAUCUACACAGCCAAGUUGUCGCUCAACAUGGAGAAUCUACAAGACACACUCGAGGCAGCAAGCUUCUUGCAAAUCCUUCCUGUGUUGGAUUUCUGCAAGGUCUUUUUAAUAUCUGGGGUUUCCCUUGACAACUGUGUCGAGGUGGGCCGCAUUGCGAACACGUAUAACCUUACAGAGGUGGACAAAUAUGUCAACAAUUUCAUACUCAAAAACUUCCCCUCGCUUUUGGGCACUGGUGAAUUUGUCAAGCUGCCGUUUGAACGCUUAGCUUUUGUGCUCUCCAGCAACAGCUUGAAACAUUGCACUGAGUUGGACCUCUUCAAGGCCGCUUGUCGCUGGCUACGUUACGAAGACAGUCGCAUGGACUACGCCUCAAAGCUCAUGAAGAACAUUCGCUUCCCCCUCAUGAACCCGCAGGAACUCAUCAAUCACGUACAGACAGUUGACUUCAUGCGCACUGACAACACGUGCGUCAACCUUCUCCUGGAAGCGAGCAACUACCAAAUGAUGCCCUACAUGCAGCCAGUCAUGCAGUCAGAACGGACAGCCAUCCGCUCAGACAGCGCCCACCUGGUCACCUUGGGCGGUGUCCUGCGGCAACAGCUCGUCGUGAGCAAGGAACUGCGUCUGUUUGACGAGAAGGCUCACGAAUGGAAGGCGUUGGCACCUAUGGACGCGCCUCGCUACCAGCACGGCAUUGCGGUCAUUGGCAACUUCCUCUAUGUGGUGGGGGGCCAGAGCAACUAUGACACCAAAGGCAAGACGGCAGUGGACACGGUGUUUCGCUACGACCCUCGCUACAACAAGUGGAUGCAGGUGGCGUGCCUUAAUGAGAAGCGUACCUUCUUCCACCUCAGUGCACUCAAGGGACACCUCUAUGCUGUCGGUGGAAGGAACGCGGCUGGGGAGCUUGCUACUGUGGAGUGCUACAACCCAAGGACAAAUGAAUGGACAUAUGUUGCUAAAAUGAACGAGCCACACUAUGGCCACGCCGGGACAGUGUAUGGAGGCUACAUGUAUAUUUCAGGGGGCAUCACUCAUGACACCUUUCAGAAGGAGCUGAUGUGCUUUGACCCAGAUGCAGACAAAUGGACUCAGAAGGCACCCAUGACCACCGUGCGCGGCCUCCACUGCAUGUGCACAGUGGGGGACCGCCUCUACGUGAUCGGCGGGAACCACUUUCGAGGCACGAGCGACUACGAUGACGUGCUCAGCUGUGAGUACUAUUCCCCCGCCCUGGACUUGUGGACUCCUAUCUCCCCCAUGUUGCGAGGCCAGAGCGACGUGGGAGUGGCUGUGUUUGAGAAUAAGAUCUAUGUGGUGGGCGGAUACUCGUGGAACAAUCGCUGCAUGGUGGAAAUAGUUCAGAAGUACGACCCCGAGAAAGAUGAGUGGCACAAAGUGUUUGACUUACCCGAGUCGCUGGGUGGAAUUCGAGCCUGCACACUCACAGUGUUCCCCCCUGAAGAUAUCUCAGGCUCGCCGUCCAGAGAGUCGCCCCUUUCAGCACCUUGAUGAGUGAAGGGGGGAGCCCUAUUUUGGUCAAACCCCCUCAACCCCCUUACCUCCCCAACAAACACAUAUAGACAUUGUUUGCACUUCUUGGGACUAAGUGUGUACUGCUACCCUCAGUCCUGCAAAUGUGGUUCAACCGACAUACCGUACAGUCACGGCAACCGAUUUACACCUUAAUGUUGCACACUCUGUUUAUAUUUUGUCAGGAAAGUACCUUGGCCUGUAAAGGGGACUUUGCAAAUCAACUUUUCUACCUGAUGUCGCCGCUAGUCAUACGCCGUUGUGCGGAGCAGAGUGACUCCGGGGCAAACUCAGGGCUCGGCCCAGGCCCGUUCAAAAACAGCUCUCCUUCAAUUUCACUUCUAUCCUGCGAUUGCUACAAAACUGUUAACAAAGUGGUGUUUUCUAAAUUUAAUAAAGAUGGUUUUUAAAGUAUGUAGACUUUCAUGCUUGAGGACAUUCCCAGUCUUUUCUCUGAUUGAUUCCCAGUCACACUUGUCAGCUACGGACUGUUUACUGCUGGUGUAAACAAUCUGCUGCCCGGCGUUACCUGGAAACUGGUGCUUUCUCGCCAUGCUGGCAUCGUGACAGACGGUGGUGUCACCCACAUUCUGCCCACCUGCUCUUGGCCAAUUAAAUCCUUAGUAGCGGCAUAUGGUGUCCGAGAUGAGUGCUUCCCGCUGUUACUGGGAACAAAAGGUUUGUGUAAUAAUUAGGCGAGUUUGGUCCAUAGUGUUAUAUCCUCAUUAUGCUCUCAUUACAGCACAUUACUGUGGUGCCUCUGAUUCUCCAUUUAUUUGUGAUCACAUCAGAUGGGAGCAGCAUAUAAUUAUUUGCCAGCAUUAAUAUCAGGUACACCUGUACCAACUACUCUGGAAAAAUCGAGCUGACAAUCUAACAGACUGGUGGAGAGCAUGCAUGAGCGCUGUUAUUAAAAAUUAUAUGUAAUAUGGUUAGUUAAACAGUGCCAAACAGUGAAUGUAGUAUGGCUAGUUAAACGGUAAGCUACCAGAAAAGUAAUUUAUCUCAGUUGCCGUCCUCCUCCGAGGAACUAAAACCACUGAAGUUGUCUUGACAACACAGAAUUUGUCAUUCGCUCUCCCUUUUUCAAAAUCCAUUGGUGAUAGUGGAUGAUUGGCGGUCCGAGUCGCCCAAACAGAAGCUGUAGUAAUUCUUCACUUGAUCAAACUUAAGAUGUGUCAGAGAUUGAUGCUUGAGACUUCAAAACACACUAGUUUCCGCUUCACUCAUCCACAUCACUACUUCCUGAAGCUGCACGCUAAACAUGAUGGAAAAUGUUGUUAUUAGCUACUGUACAAGUCGCAGGGUUCAAAACAUGACAAAAGUAGACACUUAUUGAAUCAACCAAAUAUUGAUAGUCAGAAUUUAAAUUUGAGGUGCACUCAAAACUUAAAUCACCGCCAUGUCAUUAAGAACACAUACAAAUAUAAUGUACAACGUUAAGUUCAUGAAAAAUAGUGGCAAUUAAACCUUGUACUCACUGAAAUAUGUCACCAAUAACAAUUAUGUUGGUUGGACACAAAAUUAUUUUUAGCCAUCAAUAUAUAAUUAAUGUUUUAUUUAGGUGGAGCAAUUUGGCCCCAUACCUAUAGCCAGCUUCUUUUUCUUGCAAUUUGCUUGUAGACCAGUGUAAUGAUUUCCACAUCAAUUUGUUUUACAGGGUGCAAUUACAGUUCAUAUCAGAGCCACUCAAUAAACCCAUCAUGCCAACAGUAAAAUAUGGUGGUAGUAUGAUGGUCUGGGGCUGUUUUGCUGCUUCAGGACCUGGAAGACUUGCAGGGAUAAAAUUCCUGUCAGGGUCUUUCCAGUAAUGAAAUCAUCUAUAAUUAAACCAUCAAAGAAAAGGCUGCAUGUUAUUUGGGAUAUUUUUCAUCACAGUAUCGCAAUAAUAUAACAAUUACAAGCAUGGAAUUUCCGUUUCAUGUUUGACUAACAAUUUCCAAAAAUAUACAUCUUUACAGGUUCACAGAAUGUGUAAUAUAUGUCUGUAAACGCCUUCGUUUUUCAGACAGAAUUGUGAAACGACGCAGUGGGACAGCUCCUUUUAAAUAAGGUAAUCAAAAUAUAAGAAACACCUCAGUGGAAGCGACGCUCGCACCUCACAGCUUCAUACUGUUCACCGUGUGACAUCGCGCUCUCACUAAGGGUGGCAAAACACAAUCUUGUUUUUACUAUCUCACCAUCCAGACCCAGUGGAGCGUGAUCUGUCGUCUCUAUUCAUCUUUGAGGCAGUGCACUUUCAAAAUAAACCUCUUUUUAUGAAGUCUGAAUACUUCAUCCUCCAUGUAGUCAGACUGCAGGGCUGCUACUCUUGAAUGCUAAAGUUUGUGUAAGCCAGUGUCAAUAUUACAUGAUGGUGCUUGUGUUUUAAUGAACAAUGCAGCCCUUUGAGACAAAGCAAAGGGGAAAAAAAGAUGACACACGUCCUCCCUCAUAUUCUUCUCCUUUCAUCUUCUUCACUACCUGUGCUUCUUGGUGGAUUUCAUCACCACCGGUGGCAUUAUUUACCAUGUGAUAAGGUGUGUGUGUGUACAGUCUAGCACACAUCUGGGUCACCAUGUCUUCUCAAAUGGCAGGCAAAAAGUGACCUCCAGGCUCCUGCGCAGACAAUAGGUUUCAAAUAUGUAUUCAAAUAAUUUUUCAAAAGUUUAAAUUUGAAUCAAAUUUCUUAGAGUUCCGAAAGCACCCAUCCUCACCCCGACCCCAUUCAUGAUGAAACACUCCGCAGAGAUGCAGAACCUCACUGUCUUCUGACUGCAUGCACAAUGGUGUUAAUGGCUAUUGAUCCCAGCAGCUGGCAGACGGCCCGAGUAUCUAAAAUAACUCCUCGUUGCAUAAUCAUAUUCAUCUCAUUUCUGCAAUGAAUCAAACGCAAAAGGUGCUUCAGAAAAAGGCCUGCAUCUCUUUAUGAAACCUCGCUAAUGAAUAUUCAUAGGUCAAGUUUUUGGUGCUCCGUGUCCCAUGUGAGUGUGUCGUGUAUAUUCUGUCCCUGAUUCCCCUCUUCUUCCAUCACCAGACGCGUAUGGGAGAUUAUGGCAGUGGUGGGAGGGGUAAUUAGGGGCUUUGUUUUUCUUCAACAUCUGGCCAUGUCGCAGACCUAGAUUUUAUUGUACGCAUGGCUUGUUUACCCAAAUUGCAAAGUCUGUGUUCUACCUCCAAAGUGUAGCAUCUCUUUCCACAGAUAAUUCCUUUUAUGCAUUCUUGCCUAUGAAAAAAAAUACAUCAAAAUACUGUAGCUUGUUUUUAGGAUGUGUUAUUGCUUUCUGAGAUAGCUGUCAAUCAAGUCAGGCGUAUUUACAUUUUACAAUCAAAGGAUAUGGGGGCCACUUUGAUAUUUAUAAUAUGUAUAUACUUUGACAUUUAUAAUGUAUAUUUACAUAUUAAAAAGUCCAUAUAUAUGAAGUAUUUAUUAAUGACAAUCAGGACAAAUACGAGGGGGUAUGCUGGAGCCUAUCCCCACCUGGACUGGUUGCCAGCCAAUCGUAGGGCACAUAUAGACAUUUCUGGCAAAAGCUAAACAUCUUGGCGACAUCUAAAGAACUCCAGGAACAAAUAAGAAAGAAAGUAAUUGAGAUCUAUCAGUGUGGAAAAGGUGAUGAAGCAAUUUCUAACGCUUUGGGACUCCAGCAAACCACAGUGAGAGCCAUUAUCCAGAAAUGGUGAAAAAUGGAACAGUAAUUAACUUUGCCAGGAGUGGCCGGCCAACCAAAAGGACCUCCAAGAGCGCAGCUAUGACGCAUCCAAAAGAUCACAAAAGACCCCACAACAACAUCCAAAAAACUGCAGGCUUCACUUACCUCAGUUAAGGUCAGUAUUCAUGGCUCUACCAUAAGAAACACACUGUGCAAAAACUGCCUAAAAUACUCUGUAGUCUGAUGUGUUUGGAAGAUGUGUAUAUCAUUAAGUAAGAGAACAUCAUACUGACAGUAAAAAGUGGUGGUGGUAGUGUGAUGGUCUGGGGGCUGUUUUGCUGUUUCAGGACAUGUAAGACUUGCAACCAUGAAUUCAGUUGCAUGUCUACCAAAAAAUCCUGAACGAGAAUGACGGGACAUCCUUUUUUGUAAACUUCCCUUGCCUUCCAUCCUCAAAUGUUCUCAAUUUGAUUUAAAUUGGUUCUUAGUUGGAUUUAGAUCAGGGGAACAGAUGGUCCAAAAGCCUGAAGUUCUUCUCCAUGAAGUCCUUUGUCAGGCGGGCAUUGUGAACUGUAGUGUUGUCCUGUUGCCUGUGCAACAUCUCCACAUAGCUUACCUGCCGCUUGACGCCCCUGCACAACCUGAAGCUCCAUUGUUCUAUUGAAGUAAAACUCCCAGAUCAUGACGACGUCCCCUCUACUGUGUCGUGUGGAAAACAUCUCAGGUGGGAUCUCUCGUCGGAAGCUCUUUUUGUUCUCAUCAGAUGUCUAGGUAUGUGUAUUGCUUUGGUGCUGUUCAUUAAGGUGAAUGUAAAACGCUACCCUGUUCAGAGAUCCUUAUCAAGGUUCACAAUUCACAAGGCCUCCAAAUACGGUAGAUUGCAAACAUUGUUUCAAAUUUCAUUGUUUACGAGUACGAGUCUUAAUAAAUGCCUUACCGCUAAUA